AUGGCGUACAGCUGCCGUUCACGCCUCCGUAUCAGGUCCAGCAGCCUCCGCGUCAUGAUGGAAUGGAGAUGUGGUUUCAAUGAAAUCAUCGUCGAGGAUGCACCUUGCCUGGAGCGCCUGCUCUUCCAUAGCAUUUCCGAUCGGAGGCCUGUUAGGAUUGUCAAUGCGCCUAGGCUGGAGGUGCUCGGCUUCUUGGACCGCCAGGUCCACGCUGGUAUGAAUGUGAGAGCUAGGGCCAUGCUGCCAAGUUUGAAGAUGCUGGCUGUCAAGGUGCGGUUUUCGCACGACAUGGAGGUCAAGAUGCUGGACACUCUGCUCAGAUGCUUUCCUCGCCUUGAGACGCUUCACGUCAUGUCCAUUCAACCCAGUUCACCUGAUAGUGUUGAUUGUGCUGAGUUCUGGAAGUCCCUUGGCUCUUGCGAUUGCCUUGAAUCUCAUCUGAAGACAUUCGUCUUCCAUAGAUACCAGGGUCUGGAUUGUGAGUACUUGUUUCUUUGUUAUAUCUUGAAGAAGGGGAAGGUGCUUAAGACGCUGGGCCUUGAUUGUGCUGACAGUGAUGAUGUGGUAGUGGAGGGAGGCCCUAUGUCAGGUUCUUCUGUUGAGGGCAAUGCACCAACAGGUGGAAGCAGUGGCAGUGAUGAUGUGGUAAUGGAGGGAGGCCCUAUGUCAGGUUCUGCUGGUGAGGGCAAUGUGUCUUCAGGUGGAAGUGGUGGCAGUAAUGAUGUGGUAAAGGAGGGAGGUCCGGUGUCGGGAUCCGUUGGUGAGGGCAAUGCGCCAUCAGGUGGAAGCAGGGGCGGUAAUAUUAUUUACGUUUGCGUUGCCUCCCCUUGCUGGACCUUUCAGAACGCCAUUGACUUGUCAGUGGAGGAUCCCUUCUGUGUGUUGAGGCAUGACAAGUGCUGGAUCGCUUCUCGAGUUAUGGCAUGA
Triticum turgidum subsp. durum (durum wheat) is the source of this 927-nucleotide messenger RNA. NCBI's taxonomy places the organism in Eukaryota, Viridiplantae, Streptophyta, Magnoliopsida, Poales, Poaceae. The record is from the annotation of a GenBank genome assembly.